ACAGAGUUGGGCUUUCUCUCCGAGAGCUUCCUCCUCAGCUGGACUUCCCUCCCUGGAGAGCCUGAGCGUGGAACCUUGACCCCAAGCCUCUCCAGGUGCCCAGCGGCAGCUUCUCUUGCUUCUCUCGUUUCUCGGCUCCCUCUUAGGCCGAGGGGAUGGGGUCCAUGGGGCUCCAGGUAGUGGGCAUUGCCCUGGCCGUGCUGGGCUGGCUGGCUUCCAUGCUGUCCUGCGCGCUGCCCAUGUGGCGGGUGACGGCCUUCAUCGGCAGCAACAUCGUGACGGCGCAGACCAUCUGGGAGGGCCUGUGGAUGAACUGCGUGGUGCAGAGCACGGGCCAGAUGCAGUGCAAGGUGUACGACUCGCUGCUGGCGCUGCCCCAGGACCUGCAGGCAGCCAGGGCCCUAGUGGUCAUCUGCAUCAUUGUGGCAGCACUCGGAGUUCUCCUGGCCCUGGUGGGUGGCAAGUGUACCAACUGUGUGGAGGACGAGACCUCCAAGGCCAAGACCAUGAUCGUGGCUGGCGUCGUCUUCAUCCUGGCGGGCAUCCUGAUCAUCAUCCCUACCUCCUGGACGGCUCACAACGUUAUCCGGGACUUCUACAACCCCUUGGUGGCCUCUGGACAGAAGAGGGAGAUGGGCGCCUCCCUGUACAUCGGCUGGGCUGCCUCAGGCCUGCUCCUGCUCGGAGGGGCCCUACUCUGCUGCAACUGCCCACCCCGGAGUGAGAAGCCCUACUCAGCUAAGUACACCGCUGCCCGUUCUGCCCCCACCAGCAACUACGUGUAGGGCGCAUCCUCGGGAGGAUCUUGGACAGAAGGGGAAGUGGGGCAGUGAGGCUUGCUGUGGCUGUCCUUCACCCCAUCACCUUACCUGUACCCUAGCUGGAUGCACCCUUUUUUCUUCCGUUUUCCCUGACUAUUUGGGUCCCUGUGCUUGGCAGAGAUUGGACUCUCCCCUGGACAGAAAGCCUGGCCCAAGCCCCAUACAUCUCCCUAUGCCUGGAGUCUGGGUAGGUGGGAGGGUAAGGGUGGGUCGGUGCCUUUUGGAGUCAGCAGAGCAAACAAUGCCAGGGGGAUGCCACCUGUUCUACCUGGGACACGUUCUCCAGCUCCUCCCUUCUCUCAAAAACACCCUCCCCGACUCCCUCGAGGACUCCUGGCAACCUAAGGCUUUCUCUUCGGAGAAAUGCAGUGGGAGAGGGCUGGGGGUGGGCCCUGCUUUUCUGGGAGACCGAAGCUGGUCCUGCAGUUUCCCAGAAGGAGAAAGAGGAAGAGCUGUUGGCCAAGUUGGCUGAGGUCCCACCCCCCUGCCUGGGAGCUCCUGGAAGAGGAGAAUGAAGAGACCUGGACUUCAGCUGAACUGGCUGAGCUGGCUCAGUCCUUAGCCAGGGGCUCAAUGUCACCGAGUCAAUAAUGCUGGCUGCUUCCUUCCCUUAGAGAGAGAGAGAGAGAGAGAGAGAGAGAGAGAGAGAGAGAGAGAGAGAGAGAGAGAGAGAGAGUGUGUGUAUGUGUGUUGCGCCCUUCAAUGGGCAGAUGUCCUCACACCGAUUUCCAAUCCUGUAUGUAUAGUCCUUGAACCCCCUGUAAUCUCCUUUCUCCCCUAAUCUGGGCCCCUUUCCAUGAGGGUUCACCUUCUGUGCUGCAUUUUUCUCUAGAAGUAAAUGGGUCUCUGAGCCACCCUCUCUAAGGAAGAAGGAAGCCCACCCACUCAUCCCAGCAGUUCAUUGAAACUCAGCAUCUUGGAUCCUCAGGGGAUAGUUAAGGGUGGCCCGGCUUCUUCUUCCAUCUCUUCCCUAAGGAUGGGAGCCCCAGAGUGGGCCAACUGGUUUAGGAUGGGAGGGUUGACACUGGGACAAACUGGUUUGGGAGGUGGGUGAGUUGAGCAGGCCCAAGUAUGGGUGGGUGGUUCAGGUUGUCUCUUCCGUCCCGCCUUUCUCCCAUUUCCCAGUUUGCAAAGUUCUCAGGGCAAACAAAUGGGGAGGGGGACUUCUCAGAAUCCCUGGUCUCCCUCAAGCUCCUCCUCCCCAGAACCUCAAGUGACUCUCCCACCUCAGGGCAACUGAGUUUUGGAGCCUGGUGGGGAGCAGAGUUGGGCAGAGCCCAGGAGAAGAUGAUCUCUGGGAGCUGGACCUAGCUCCACCAAAGGAUUUGGGUGGGUUGGGGAGUAGUGAGUGCAGAUGAAGGGGCAUUUCUCUGUCCCCCCCCCCCAUCCUCCAUGGUUUUGGGCAGUCUUCCUGCCUAGGAUGA
This is a messenger RNA of Dromiciops gliroides (monito del monte), 2245 nucleotides long. RefSeq names its product claudin 4 (gene CLDN4). The record is from RefSeq and is a predicted model, not a curated record. Gene Ontology annotation, molecular function: structural molecule activity. Bases 156 to 785 code for a protein of 209 amino acids. Lineage: Eukaryota; Metazoa; Chordata; Mammalia; Microbiotheria; Microbiotheriidae. Gene Ontology annotation, cellular component: plasma membrane; bicellular tight junction. The transcript has a single exon. Gene Ontology annotation, biological process: bicellular tight junction assembly; cell adhesion.